UUCUGCCAUUCGUUCUUCACCGGUUUUAGGUUACGUCUCUCGCCAAAUACAUAAUACUGCAUCCGUUCAAAAUGAUUUGGAUGAAUAUAAUAAAAUUCUCAACUCUCAGCGCGCUGCCCGACCUCUAUCUCCUCAUUUGACCAUUUAUCAACCUCAAAUAACAUGGUAUAUGUCCGGUUUUCACAGAGUUACUGGAGGAGUUUUGGCAACUGCUCUUUAUGGAGGUGCUAUAGUAUACGCUAUUCAGGGCCCGUUAGGAUUAGGAUUAAACACAGAUUCGCUUGUCGCUGAAAUAGCUACACUUCCAACUUCCCUUAAAUUGGCCGGAAAAUUCGCUUUUGCUUUUCCAUUUACUUAUCAUACCUUUAAUGGUAUUAGGCAUUUGAUCUGGGAUACUGGAAGUGCAUUAACACUCAAAGGUGUUUAUGCUACAGGAUAUACUGUAUUAGGGCUCUCUGCCAUUACCACCCUUGGA
This is a messenger RNA of Dentiscutata erythropus, 475 nucleotides long. Lineage: Eukaryota; Fungi; Glomeromycota; Glomeromycetes; Diversisporales; Gigasporaceae. The record is from the annotation of a GenBank genome assembly.